AGCAAAAAGCAAAAAGACCUUCGACGACCAUUGACCCGUUUCGAGACCUUCCAACAGUUGUAGUGUAAGAUACUAGUAGCGGACUUUAGAAUAGAAAGCCUAGCAAAGAAGUUUAUCUGUGGUAUUUGAUUAGCAGCCAUGACGACGGCAGAAGAACGCAAACGCAAGCGGCUGGAAGCAUGGAGGCGAAAACAAGAGUUGGCCAAGGCUCCAGCGCCCAAGGUCUCUGUGUCCCUCUCGUUGGGUGGUCUCAAGACCAACAAGAAGAAGAAAAAGUCACCUUCAGAACCCAAGAAGAAGAAGAAGAAGAGCAACGCCUUUUUCGGGGACGACGAUGAUGGCAGCGACAAGGAGGAGGAGACUACCCAGACGCGCCGAAACAAACCGAAAUUGUUGACUCUGGAGACGAUUCAGGACGCCUCUUCCGCCGAACCGCCCAAGAAACGCAGUCGGGGUCGUUGGGACAAGGCACCGACGCCUCAAAAGUCGCAAGGAGACGAUGCCCUGGACAAAUUCAUGUCAAAUUUGGGAAAUGUCGCCUCCCAAGAAGAAGAGGGUGUUUUGAAUCUGGACGGCAUGUCACGCAAGACGACAAAGCAGCCAAAGGCACCCGUGUCGGGAGGUGUCAUUACGCCUGAAGAAUUGCAGCGGUUGACUCAAACUAGUAAUAGCAAACGAAAGGAUGACAUGGAAAUUGACAACAACAACAACAACGAUUCUGCCAACAAGAACAACAACCAAGAAACCGACGACGAAGAAGAGGAAAAGGCACGACGCGCCUUUAUCGAGGCUCUCAAAUCCACACCGGCUUUUGUAGGAGAAGAACAAGACGACAAUAGCAACAAUGAAGCAAGUAAAAAGCCCGAAUUGGCAGCCGAAGUCAAGAGCGAAAAACAACGCCGCGAACAACGCAUGAAGGAAUUAGAACAAGAGGCCGAGAAUGCCCGUUUUGGAGCUCAAGCCGCGGCAGCUCCCGAACUGGGACGUCUCUACAACGAUGUGGAAGGAGGAGUCAUGGAAGAAGCGGAACGCAAUUUGGAUGCCGCCAUGGCAGCACCCGAUGCCCUUACGGUCUUGGCCGAACUCAACAAGAAGAAAGAACUCAAAGCCGUCGAUCACUCGGAAAUUGAAUACAUUGAUUUCCAAAAGAAUUUAUUCGUCGUGCCCCGGGCGUUGGCGUCAUUGACCAAUGACGAAGUCAUUUCCAUACGAGCCAAACUCAAGGUUCGGGUGCGAGGGCAUGGCGCUCCGCCACCCGUGUCGACGUUUGAGCAGUGUGGUGUCAGUGAAAAGAUUCUGCAAAUCCUAUACAAGCAAAACAUUCGCAAACCAUUUCCAGUGCAAGCACAGUGUAUCCCCUGCAUUAUGAGCGGAAGGGAUGUGAUUGGAAUUGCCAAGACGGGGUCGGGAAAGACUCUGGCCUACCUCUUGCCCAUGCUUCGGCACAUUAUGGUGCAGCCUCCCUUGGCACCUCACGAAUCGGGACCCAUUGGUCUCAUUUUAGCACCGGCUCGAGAAUUGGCUUAUCAGAUUCAUUUGGUUUGCAAGGCAUAUUGCAAGAACCUUGGACUCAAGUCGACCGCUGUCUAUGGUGGUGCUUCGGUUGCUGAGCAGAUCGCAGACCUAAAACGAGGCGCUCACAUUGUGGUCGCCACCCCGGGACGAAUUAUUGACGUGCUUACGAUGCAGGGAGGGAAACUCUUGUCGUUGGAACGUGUGACAUCCGUUUGUUUGGACGAGUCUGAUAGAAUGUUCGAUAUGGGGUUUGCCCCUCAAAUUCAGGCCAUUAUGGGUGCCGUACGACCUGACCGUCAGACGGUGCUGUUCAGUGCGACCUUUCCAAAAGCUGUUGAGGCACUUGCGCGAAAGGCGCUCAAGUACCCAGUGGAAGUGAUGGUGGGUGGACGAUCGGUGGCAUCCGACAAUGUGACGCAAUAUGCAGAGCUCGUGGAGGAGGAAGACAAAUUCCUCCGGUUACUACAGAUUCUAGGAGAACACGUCGAAGGGACCAAGAAAGCCAUUGUCUUUUUGGAUACACAAGUGCGCACCGACUCACUAUUCGAACAGCUCCUGCGCAGUGGAUACACGACACAGCCGCUUCACGGAGGCAUGGAGCAGGAAGAUCGAGACUCUGCCAUUUCUGACUUUAAGCGCAAGGAUGGGCCCAAUGUAUUGGUGGCAACGGGUGUGGCAGGUCGUGGAUUGGAUGUUCCAUCGUGUACGUGUGUCGUCAAUUAUUCUGCCCCCAAUCACUUGGAAGCCUACGUCCAUCAAGUUGGAAGGACAGGUCGGGCUGGUAACCGGGGCGUGGCGUUUACGUUUGUCAAUAGCACGAACGAGGAGAAGUUUGCCCCCAGUGUAGUUCGUGCGCUGAGUGAAGCGGGUCAAGCGGAGAAUAUCAAACCAGAGCUCAAGAAAAUGUCGGAGGAAUUCAAGGCCAAGGUCGAAAAGGGCGAAGCAAAGUUUGCCGGUUCUGGUUUCAAAGGAAAGGGCUACAGCUACGACAAGUCCGAGUUGAGCGAGCAUCAAAAGAUGCAACAAAUGGAGAAGCGCCAAGCUCUCAUUGAAGCCGGUUUGCUCGACCCUGACGACGAAGAACACAUGCUGGAAGAAGCCAAGUCGAAUAACAACAACAAGAAUAAUGCUGCGGAUGGUGACGAUCCUUCUCCUGCCAAGAAAUCGAGCAUCAGUGCCGCCGACAAGGCUGCCGGAGAAGCCGACAAGGUUCUAGCUCAGUUUGGUACGGGCGAGAAUCAGCCCAAGCUCACUCCCGAGUUGUUGGCAUUGCCGGGCAUGAAGGAUGCCAUUCUGCGCAAGGCUGGAAUCAUCAAAGAACCGGAUGAUACGAACAGCAGUGGCAAGCCGGACUCGUCGGGCGGCCGUGCCGUGCAGAUGGGCACCAAUCAUUUUGUGCAAGAAUUUGAAAUCAAUGAUUAUCCUCGCGAAGCUCGUUGGAAGGUGACGCAACGAGAGACGACGAGUCGCCUGCAAGAUGAAUUCCAGACAGCCGUGACCCUCAAGGGCCAGUACUUUGAUUCGAGCAAGACUCCUGGAGCAGGAGAACGCAAGCUGUAUUUGCACCUGGAAGCGACGAGCGAGCGCAUUUUGGCGAAUUGCGUGUUGGAGAUUCAGCGUUUGUUGAACGAGGAGACGUUGCGUGUGGGCACUCGUGGUAUGAGCGGCGGAGGGAGCAGUCACAAGUACAAUGUUCUAUAGAUAUUAGACAAUGCGACCAUUUUGGUUUUAGUGGAAAGAGAGUCCCCCGUUUUGUAU
Messenger RNA from Seminavis robusta, 3273 nucleotides. The record is from the annotation of a GenBank genome assembly. NCBI's taxonomy places the organism in Eukaryota, Bacillariophyta, Bacillariophyceae, Naviculales, Naviculaceae.